AUGAUUAAUAUUAAAGAAUUACCUAAUGAAAUUCUUAUUACUAUCUUUAAAGAAUUAAGAGAUUUGAAAAGUUUGAUUGUCACAUGUAGACAAUUUUAUGAAAUCAUAAUUGAUCCUUAUUUCAAGGUUGAAUGGUUUCAUCAUAAUAUAUUCAAUAUAUCUGAAAUAAUUCAAUUAGGAUCUAUAUUUUUCGAUAAAAGAGUUGUUGAAAUUCUCAAGAAUAAUGAUAAAUAUAUUGAUGGUUACGGAGAAUAUGUUGUAGCAC
This is a messenger RNA of Scutellospora calospora, 265 nucleotides long. Lineage: Eukaryota; Fungi; Glomeromycota; Glomeromycetes; Diversisporales; Gigasporaceae. The record is from the annotation of a GenBank genome assembly.